AUGCUGCACCUCAUGAGGCCAAUCAUCCAGAAUCACAUCAGGAUCUUUGUCUUUCUUUCUUUGCUGAGCUGCUUCACUCUAGCAGAUUCGGCCAGUGCACUCCCCUCUACUCGGACCACGCCAGCACCGCAAGCAUUGUUUAGCGCCACAUCCCAGCGCCUCUACCCCCCUAGCCGUCUUGAGUCAUCCCAGUGGAAAGAUGGCAUCGAGUUGAUGUCCAGGCAGGAUGCAGUUGCUGGCAACUCGUCUUUACUGAGCACUUGGACACCGCCCUUGAGCACGCGAGGCAGAUACAUCGUCGAUGCGAAUGGCAAACGUUUCAAGUUGCGCGGCGGCAACUGGCACGGAGCUUCAGGCACUUAUCUUGGCCGCGGAGACUACAACGAUCCAGCAAAUCAUCACGCGGGUGAGCUGGCGUAUCAGACGCCUCUGUGUCUAGACCGCGUCGCGCUCCAAGAGAUCGUGGCUCAGUUCCUGGCGCUGGGCAUCAACACUGUGCGCCUGCCAUGGUCCAAUGAGAUGCUGCACACGGCUACGAUUGUGCCAGACAGCGCGUUGAGAGCCAAUCCGCAGCUGAUGGGAAUGUAUCCACUGCAAAUUUUCGACGCUUGCAUCACUGCCCUCACUCGGGCUGGCAUCGCUGUCAUCUUGAACAACCACACAGUGAAGAGCAUCUGGUGCUGCGGAUUGGACGUCAACUCUAGAUGGAACGGGGCGCAAACGGAUCAGCAGUGGCAAGCAGACUGGGUGUUCCUCGUCCAGAGAUAUGCGAACAACACGCGCGUAAUCGGUGCCGAGCUGUACAAGUCAGUCAAAGUCUCGUGAAUCGAAAGACGCACACGUAGGCGUAGCUCACACCAUCUCGCCAAAUCCAAUGCGCCAUGACCCAGCGAGGUACGGCGUGAUAUCCUUCUUGAUCCAACAUGGGGUGGCGGGGGGGCAGCAGAUUGGUGGCGAGCCUCGCUUGACGCUGCCAACCGAAUACAUCGCGAAGCGAACGCGGACAUUUUGAUCGUCAUCGAUGGCAUCAACUACGUCGGAAUCCCUUCGCCUUACACGCCGUGAGCAUCACAGCUGCUUGGCAUUUGUGAUGAAAGACUCGCUAACCUCUUUCGCCAAUCUCCCAGACAUUAUCGGCCAGAGCUAGCACCAGUGCAGGACCUCAGUCACGCGCUUGCGAUUCCAGACAAGCUGGUGUACGCAGCGCACUUUUACGCUUACACCGGACCGAACGCAACGGGCGGCAACGAGCCCUUUGACCUCAAUGAGCCCACCUACGCUGAAUUGAGCCCAGCGGAUUUGAAUGCCACUAUCAACCGGCUAGCGUCGUACGUUGCGUCUUCCAUCCACCAAGUUCAAAAACACUACACUGCGCCAGUGUGGAUUUCGGAAUUUGGUAUUGGACGUCUGGGCACCUCGCAAACAGACAAGGGAUGGUGGGGUCGCUUCGUCUCACUGCUGAUCGACCGAGAUCUCGAGUUUGCAUACUGGCCACUCGUGGGCUGGCAAGCCGCGGGUGUCGGCGAUGGAUAUGCGUUGCUUGAAUGGAGCUCUUCCGGAGAGCUGCUCAGCAUUGACAGCCCCGGCGCCAACGACUUUCGCGCUUCGAGCUGGAAUCGUCUGCAACAAGCUUUGGGCCGAUUUGAAUCCGCUGCCGAUGCCACGGUGUCUUCAUCGGUCAACACUACUGUGCCAUCGGUACCUCGGUGGCUGAUGCUCGGCACAGAUCGCGGCAGCGUGCAGCAGAGCAACGUCAUAGCCGGAGAUAUUCGCUACUUUCCCGGCGACACGAAGGCUUCGUGCCCAGACGGCUUGCGACUGAUCGGCCUGACUCACCAAUCAAAGCCUCGCGGCCUGUGCACAGAUGCCGUCUUCGGCAGAGACUUGUGGCCAAGUGCAAAGCGCGAGUGGGAGGUGGUGACGGACGAGCGGCACGUAUCGCAUGACUGGGCAAAAGGGUACACUAAGCUGGAAUGCGCAUCUGGAGCCUUCAUCGUUGGAUACGCUUUCGACGAUGAGGGUCACAGUAGAAGCUCGUACUGCGCCAAAAUGUCGGUCCAGAGCGAUCCUGCGCGUACAGCGACCGCUCAAGGUGCGCGCACGGUCUGGUUCGAUCGACACGACGCCAUGGGUCGAAGCGGAGUGACCCAGGAGCAAGCGCAGCACGGCAUCUUCGCCAGCGAUGGCGGGACAGCGGGCUCGUGCGCAGAUGAUGAGCUCCUGGCUGGUUACGCCUUUACCACUCGCGACCACGGCGGGUGGCCCGCUGCUCUCCUUUGCAGGAACUUCAACUCCUCUGCUACACCCAUUGGCUCAGCGGAUGCUGCCUUGGCAUCCAGCAGACUGUACAUUGGCUUGGAUAUGUUCGGCGUGUUGAUUGGCGGAUCAAUUGCCCUUGUGCUGACAGCUUGGCAGGGCUUGCGAGACGCCUUGAUGCUUGUAUUAUAG
Messenger RNA from Ceraceosorus bombacis, 2448 nucleotides. NCBI's taxonomy places the organism in Eukaryota, Fungi, Basidiomycota, Exobasidiomycetes, Ceraceosorales, Ceraceosoraceae. The record is from the annotation of a GenBank genome assembly.